CGACCCCCCUCCCCCCAGCCAAAACCCGCAUACCUAGCUGCUCGCCGCUGCUGUUCACCCAGACCAUCGACCAUCGACCAGGGGUACUUCGUUCUUUUCUUGCCUCUCUUUUUUCCGAUCUCAUUCUGUCGUACUUUUCCGAUAUACUUACUAGGGUACUCGCCCAUCACCACCUUCGUUGAUCAACUCUCGUUAUCCUUGAUUCGUGUCCGCAGGUAAAAACACCGCCGACCUGUCACUCCACGGUAAGCAACCAGGAGCAAGUAAUUAACUCGACGCACCCUACGGCGGCAUUCGUUGAUCUGCCAUCAGCAAAACAUAUCGACCAGGGAGCCCUGAUAUACCCAUGAACUGCUCAUAAUUUCCUCUCCCCAAGUCACUCGCUCAAGGAGACAGAUCCUCCUCUUGAAUCUCAACCGACGCGAGGCGUCUUGGACUUUCGUUAUACCAUAAUACCAGAAACGAAUCGUCACCAUGGGUUUGGGAAGUUAUUUCAAGGCAAAAAAGCCGGAACCAGUGGGAGAGGUUUCGGAAAAGCCUGUCUCGACCUCAUCGCAACCAAGUUACAAUAUGGAAUUGCAACCUCCCCAGUCCAGAUUUGGUUCAUCGAGGAAUUCUCUUUCCAACCGAUCAACACAGAGUUCGACUUUCCUGGAUGACAUCAAGCAUGAGGUGAUGGUAAACUACCUUUACCAACAGCAAUGCUCGCAACUCUGGGUCAGUGACGGAAGUGGAGAGAUAGAAGGUGUUUUAUUGAGAAAGUCCAAAAACACAUACAUGGCUUGUCCGCCACAACUGGGCAAUUCCCCAUUCGCUGCAGCUUGUGCAGCACUUAAUGUUCAAGUAGGAAUAUCCAAUAUCCUUUUUGAGAAUACAACUGACCUUCUAGUGUGCAAUGACGGUCAAUUCGAGAGUGAUCAAAACCUUCCUUCAAUGGUCGCCUGAUGCUGUAGACGUCCCCUUACUUAAUGGUCUACGCAUUCAGAUUCUUCCAACAAUUGAAGAUCUUCCUCGUGCUCGCAAACAUCAAUUCGCAGCCUUUGUUGCCUCAGACGCUUUGUUGGUUGUUUGGGAUGACGAUGCCUUACACUUGGUUCAGCGUGCCAAAGCUAUCGAGUCGGAAUUAAUGGAACUUGUUUGGAAAACUAACGACGGCGAGGACGAAGAAAACAAGGAAGCGACUGCCGCAGUCUAUGAGAUUGACGAAGAAAGUGGAGAGAUCAUCCCAGAAAAGCGUGGAUUGCACUUGCAAAAUACCAUUCUGGUUGCUCUGACGCUGAUUCUGAUCAUGACAUCGCUGGGCGCUGGAGCUCGAGAACUCGCCAAGGGAGUGGCCGCUGAUGGAAAAUACACUCGACUGGCACUCCUGUCCUUGAUUCCGGUUCAAAUCUUCUUCACCCUCUUCUUUGCGCAAGUCAUCGUUGGAUGUUUGGCUCAACUGUUCGGUCCCGUUCGACAGUUGACCGUCAACUCAAAGUUCUACUCGGCUCGUGCACCACCACGAAUCCAGGGGCAAACCCUUCCUCACAUCACCAUUCAAUGCCCUGUAUACAAGGAGGGUCUGAGCUCUGUCAUCGCACCCACUGUCAAAUCCAUCAAGCAAGCCAUAUCAACUUAUGAAUUGCAAGGUGGAUCUGCCAACAUGUUUAUAAACGAUGACGGUCUUCAAAUCAUUGAUGAGGAGGAACGACGUGCCAGAAUCGAGUUCUAUGCUGAUCACAGCAUUGGAUGGGUAGCCAGACCAAAGCACGGCGACAACUUUAUCAGAAAAGGAAAAUGUAAGCUCCCAACGCCGAAUCACUUGACCAUUGCUAACAGCCUGUAGUCAAAAAGGUACGAGUUUUGAAGUUGUGAUGUUGCCGAGAAUAUUACCACAUUCCUCCGCGCUUAGCGGGAUUAAUCCUAGUCCACCCAACAAUCAUGUGAACAGAACACUAACAUUUCGGUCCAAUAGGCUUCAAACAUGAACUUCGCUCUCCACAUCUCCUGUAUGGUUGAAGAGAAAUUAUGUUUAAUUCAACGACCAGUCGAUUGGACUCAAGCAGAUGAAGCUCAAGCUUACGAAAGAUGUUUGAAAGAAGCUCUCGAAGAAAAUGGACGUGCUUGGGCUGACGGAAAUAUUCGUGUCGGUGAUUACAUCUUGUUGAGUACGUACCUUGUUGGCUUGAAGUAUAUGUGGUGAAUGCUGACAAGACUAGUUGACUCUGAUACUCGUGUUCCUGCCGAUUGCUUACUGGAUGCCUGCUCUGAAAUGGAACAAUCUCCCGAAGUCGGUAUCAUGCAAUUCUCCUCCGGUGUCAUGCAAGUCGUACACACCUACUUUGAAAAUGGUAUUACUUUCUUCACCAACCUCAUCUACACGGCUAUUCGAUACACUGUCUCCAACGGCGAUGUUGCUCCUUUCGUCGGACACAAUGCUAUUCUCCGCUGGUCUGCCAUUCAACAAGUUUCAUAUACUGAUGAGGACGGAUAUGAAAAGUUCUGGUCUGAAUCUCACGUGUCUGAAGAUUUCGAUAUGUCUCUACGUCUCCAAGUUAAUGGCUACACCAUUCGUCUCGCCGCUUGGGCUGGUGAUGGAUUCAAGGAAGGUGUCUCGCUUACUGUGUAUGAUGAACUUGCACGAUGGGAAAAAUACGCAUACGGAUGCAACGAACUCCUUUUCUAUCCAAUCCGCAAAUGGAUCUACAAAGGGCCAUUCACACCCCUUUUCCGAAAAUUCUUGUUCUCCAACAUUCGAUUCACAUCCAAGGUCACCAUUAUCUCUUACAUUGGCACCUAUUAUGCUAUUGGAGCUGCCUGGAUCAUGACAACAGCCAACUAUUUCGCAAUCGGUUGGUUUAACGGUUACUUGGAGAAAUACUAUGUCGAUUCAUGGAAAGUUUGGUUCUCGAUCAUCAUCGUCUUCAACGGGCUUGGAAACAUCGCGCUCGCAGUCAUGCGAUACAGAAUCGGCGAACGAUCCCUUCUUUAUGCGCUUUUCGAGAACUUCAAAUGGACCAUCAUGUUGGCCAUUUUCUUGGGAGGUCUUUCGCUUCACGUCUCACAAGCUUUACUCGCGCACAUGUUUGAGAUUGACAUGACGUGGGGUGCUACAUCUAAAGAAGCGGAAUUCUCCAACUUCUUCAUUGAAGUUCCCAAGGUGCUAAAGAAGUUCAAGUUCUCCAUGAUCUUUUCGAUCCUCGGCAUAGCCGGUAUGAUUAUCCUUGCGACCGCCCCCUUCGUCCCCUACGAUUGGAAGAUCAAGGAUUUCGUCGCCAUUCUCCCCAUGGCUACGGUCACGGCUAGUCAUUUGCUCUUGCCACUGGCGCUGAAUCCUGCUUUGAUGACUUUCUCGUGGUAGAUAGAUACAGGUAGCUAGCUGUAACGGGAGGAAAUCUUUUUUCUUCUUCUUCUUUCCGAUGAUUGAAAUUUGCAUAGGUGUCUUAUGGGUAGAAAAUAUGGAGAGUUUUUUUUGGUGAUGAUGGUCUU
Molecule: messenger RNA, 3468 nt
Organism: Hymenoscyphus albidus
Lineage: Eukaryota; Fungi; Ascomycota; Leotiomycetes; Helotiales; Helotiaceae
Source: the annotation of a GenBank genome assembly